CAUGUCCUAAUGUAUAAACUUCCGGUUUGAAAAGAAGCGUGAUUCUGUCGUUUCAAAAGUAAAUAGUAAACAUGGACCACAAGAGAAAGGCAAUGGAUGGAGCUUUGGUGCCCGUUAAACGGGCACGUGGAAAUGAAGUCGUCUUAGCAGAUGGCGACACGAACGGUGCUUUGCUACAGAGUCAGAAUGGUCCACCUCGGACAUCUAGUCUUGAUGGGCCAAUCAUGCUGCUUACAGGCCAUGAGGGAGAAAUAUUUACAGCCAAAUUCUCUCCAGAUGGGCAGUUAAUUGCUUCAUCAGGGUUUGACAGGCUCAUAUAUUUUUGGACAGUAUAUGGGGAAUGUGAGAACUUCACAGUAUUGAAAGGACACACAGGAGCUGUGAUGGAUUUAGAAUUUUCCACAGAUGGAGGAAUGCUGUUCACUGUAUCAACGGACAAGACAGGUGCAGUGUGGGAUGUUGAUUCAGGAACACGUAUACGCAAGUUGAAAGGUCACCAGACGUUUGUCAACUCUUGUAAUCCUGCAAGAAGGGGUCCACAGCUGGUGUGCACAGGAAGUGAUGAUGGAACAGUCAAAUUGUGGGAUGCCAGAAAGAAGGGUGUGAUACAGACGUUUCAGAACACAUACCAGGUAACAGCCGUCAGUUUCAACGACACAGCUGAACAAAUCUUCUCUGGGGGGAUUGACAAUGACAUCAAGGUAUGGGAUUUAAGGAAGAACAAUGUGCUAUAUCGAAUGCGAGGCCACUCCGACACAGUGACUGGGAUUGAGGUCAGCCCAGAUGGGUCCUAUCUCCUCUCGAACGCUAUGGAUAAUACAUUGAGAGUGUGGGAUAUCCGACCCUUUGCACCCCAGGAACGAUGCGUAAAGAUAUUUCAAGGUCAUCAACAUACAUUUGAGAAGAAUCUGUUGCACUGUUCAUGGUCAGCUGAUGGCAGCAAGGUGACGGCAGGUUCUGGUGACCGCUUCGUCUAUGUGUGGGACACAACAUCACGACGGAUCUUAUACAAGCUUCCCGGUCAUGCUGGCUCAGUCAAUGAAGUUGACUUCCACCCUCACGAACCAAUAGUGCUCUCCUGUUCAAGUGAUAAGAAGAUGUACCUCGGAGAAAUAGAGUGACCCAUUCCCCAGCAGAUGUAUGGACUCAAAAACAAAUGUGAAAUAUGACAGACACAACUGAUAAACCUGACCAGUCUAUUCUGAAUAUGUACUGGAUGCAAGUGCAUUGUGUACUUUGUGCCGUUCCACUAGGCUGUCCCACAGAGAGACAAUGCGACACUGAAGAAGUACAGUAUGCCAUGUCUACAGGCAGUUGUUAGUACUUUUAAAACACGAGUUUCAUUUUUUGAUAAUCAGUUGACCUCAAAUCUACUGUAGUUAUUGUCCAUUACAAGCAAAGUGAUAAUGAAAGGUGAUCCUUUAGAGGACAGGGCAUAGCCCAUUAGCCAGAUCCCGUUCAACAAAGUGAUCAUUGCGCUGUGACUGUCGUAUGUUAGUGACAAUUGUCUAAGCGUUAAGAUUGUUUUGUGAAACAGGGCCCUUAUCCUUAGCGCUAUGACUAAUUUAAAUCUAUGCUAAAGGAAGGGAGUUACACCAGCGUUAGUGCUAGGAUUGAUAUGUGGAACAGGGUCCUAGGCCUUAGCACUACGACUAAUUAAAAUCUAUGCUAAAGCAAGGGAGUUACACCAAUCUUGGCGCUAAGAUUGUUCUGUGGGACAAGGCCCAGGUAAGUUUUCCUUGAUGUUUGAGGUGUUUUAAGUAGAAAGGCUUGUUUAUGCUAUUGUUUAAUGCAGUACUGUUACUUCCCAGGCAGAUCAGUGGGGGUUGCCCAUUCACAUACUGCAGACCAGGGUGCCGUUGUACAAAACAACCUUAGCGCUACAACUGUUGUAAGUCUAUGUUAAAGUAUGGGACUUACGAUCGCCUGAGCACUACGAUCGCUCUGUACAACAGCAGCCAGGCACAUUUUUCACAUUGUCUCAAGAAUGGUGAUCAGAAACUAUUCCUGUCAGGUUGAAUUGAAAGGUGCAUUCAUCAUUUGUAAAUAAACUCAUUGCAUUGUAUGAUAAAAUAAAUAUUUACAAGAGAU
Messenger RNA from Haliotis rufescens (red abalone), 2091 nucleotides. Its product is annotated as U5 small nuclear ribonucleoprotein 40 kDa protein-like. NCBI's taxonomy places the organism in Eukaryota, Metazoa, Mollusca, Gastropoda, Lepetellida, Haliotidae. Gene Ontology annotation, cellular component: catalytic step 2 spliceosome. The transcript has 9 exons. Bases 72 to 1121 code for a protein of 349 amino acids. Gene Ontology annotation, molecular function: RNA binding; protein binding. The record is from RefSeq and is a predicted model, not a curated record.